UUUUUUUUUGUCAUUCCUACUGGGUAAAGCCUCGUCCUAAUGGCGAUGAACCGCCAUCGUUUCUACGCGUCAAGUGUGGUACCCCGGACCCUGUGUUUCUUGUUAAACUUUAAUCAUUGUUUCUAUCUCCGCUUCGGCAUUUUUGUCGGUAGGCCUUUUUUUUCUUUCUUAUAACACACUGCCUGUCUGAACAGUAGAACUAUGGCAGAAGAUCAGAUUGACGAUGUACUCUUUCCGGUCCCCGCGCGACUGCUGGAUCCUGCACAGUGUCCGGAGCCAUACAUCUCCUCGAUGAAGCAGUAUCGUGAGAUGUACCGACAGAGUAUCGAGGAGCCCGACCAAUUCUUUGGCAAGCUGGCCACCGAGCUGUUGACCUGGUUCAAGCCGUUCCAUACCGUCCGUCACGGCGGUCUCAAGUACGGUGACACGGCCUGGUUCCUGGACGGCCAACUGAACGCCUCCUACAACUGCGUCGAUCGGCAUGCGCUCACUACUCCAGAUAAGGUCGCUAUCAUCUACGAUGCCGAUGAACCCAAUCAAGUUGAACAUAUCACCUACGGUCAGCUUCUCCGUCAAGUCAGCCAACUUGCUGGGGCCCUGCGUGCCCGCGGCAUCCGGAAGGGCGACACCGUCGCGAUCUACAUGCCCAUGAUACCCGAGGCAGUCAUCGCUCUCCUGGCCUGCACGCGCAUCGGUGCUCUCCACUCCGUCGUCUUUGCGGGCUUUUCGUCCGAGGCUCUCAGGGACCGUGUUCUCGACGCCAAAUCGCGCCUGGUCCUCACAGCCGACCAGGGCAAGCGCGGUGGCAAGACCGUCGACACCAAGAAGAUCGUUGACGAAGCCCUUAAAGCUUGUCCGUCCGUCGAGACUGUCAUUGUCUCUCAGCGCACAGGCGCCGAUGUUCCCAUGAAAGCCGGACGUGAUUACUGGUGGGGAGACGAAGUUUCAAGGCAACCGAGUUACAUACCAGCGGAAAUGAUGAAUUCGGAGGACCCCAUGUUCCUGCUAUACACCUCAGGAUCGACGGGCAAGCCCAAGGGCGUGAUGCACACUACUGCGGGAUACCUCCUUGGAGCGAUCGCGACCGUCAAAUAUGUCUUUGAUUACCAUCCAGGUGAUAUUUUUGCCUGCAUGGCGGAUGUAGGCUGGAUCACUGGACACACCUAUAUUGUCUACGGUCCCUUGGCUCUGGGCGCGACAACGGUCUUGUUCGAGUCCAUCCCGACCUACCCAACGCCCUCUCGCUACUGGGAACUGAUUGCGAAGCACAAAGUCACCCAGUUCUACACAGCCCCGACCGCUAUUCGGGCCCUCCGUCGGUUGGGCGACGAAUGGGUCGAGGGCCACAAUCUGUCGAGUCUUCGUGUCCUUGGCACGGUCGGUGAACCCAUCAACCCAGAGGCCUGGCACUGGUACAACGAAAAGAUCGGAAAGGGCCGCUGCGCGAUCGUCGACACCUACUGGCAGACCGAGACCGGUUCGCACGUUAUCACACCCUUACCUGGCGCUAUCCCGACCAAGGCCGGAUCGGCGACCCUGCCGUUCUUUGGUAUUGACCUUGCGAUCUUGGAUCCCGCCAGCGGCAAGGAACUGAUUGGCAACGAUGUGACGGGCGUGUUGGCGAUCAAGCGUGCCUGGCCCUCAAUUGCCCGUACAAUCUAUGGUGACCACCAACGAUUCCUGGAGACGUACCUGAGGCCCUACCCGGGAUACUACUUCACCGGCGACGGCGCAACGCGUGAUAAGGACGGGUAUAUCUGGAUCUGUGGACGUGUCGAUGAUGUGAUCAACGUCUCGGGCCAUCGCCUGUCAACUGCCGAGAUCGAGUCUGCGCUGAUCAUGCAUCAUGCCGUGGCCGAGACAGCCGUUAUUGGUGCGGACGACGAGGUGACGGGUCAGUGCAUCCAUGCGUUCGUAUGUCUCAAGCCGGGCUUGAACCAUCAUGCUGGGGGCCUGGGCAAGGAGCUUAUGAUGCAGGUUCGUAAGGUCAUUGGGCCCUUCGCGGCACCAAAGAGGAUUUAUCUGGUCGAGGACCUGCCAAAGACACGGUCUGGAAAACUGAUGCGCAGGGUCCUAAGAAAAAUUGUUGCGGGCGAGACCGACUCCUUGGGAGAUAUCUCGACACUUGCGGAUCCGACUAUUGUCGAUAUUCUGAUUGCGCGUGUUGCCAGGGCGUAAGAUUAACUUUAACAAAAAAAUAAAAUAAAACAAAAUAAAAAAGCGU
Gamsiella multidivaricata is the source of this 2224-nucleotide messenger RNA. RefSeq names its product acetyl-coenzyme A synthetase. Gene Ontology annotation, cellular component: cytosol. The transcript is spliced from 3 exons. The record is from RefSeq and is a predicted model, not a curated record. Lineage: Eukaryota; Fungi; Mortierellomycota; Mortierellomycetes; Mortierellales; Mortierellaceae. Gene Ontology annotation, molecular function: AMP binding; acetyl-CoA synthetase activity. Bases 202 to 2178 code for a protein of 658 amino acids.